Molecule: messenger RNA, 939 nt
Organism: Leptosia nina
Lineage: Eukaryota; Metazoa; Arthropoda; Insecta; Lepidoptera; Pieridae
Source: the annotation of a GenBank genome assembly
AUGUUCGUUAAGUUUGCACUUAUUUUUCUAUUCUUACAUUGUGCCAGUACUUAUGAAGAGAGAAAGAAUUAUAUUGAUGAUGAUUACAAAAUAUAUGAAAACUGGCCAUUUAAAUACAAUAUACCCCAUUUAAUACAUGCUUUAAAACGAGAUGUUAAUACAGAAGCUAAAGUAGAAAUAGAAAAGAAUGUCAACACUAAGGAAUUGGAGAAGGAAGCUCCAAAACAAUUAAAGGACUUGGGGCAGACAGUUGGGCAUAGUGAAGGGGGUGUUGUGAACCAAGUACCAGUAGUUGAUACUGUUCCUGAUGUAAGCAUAAAAUCAGAUAUGAAUACCUUGAAUGAAAAACCCGUAGAAAAACUGGAUACUACAAAAGAACUUGCAAAUGCACCUAAAGGUAACAAUGACACAAAGGCCAAUGCAACUGAUAUACAAGCCCAGCCAAUUUCCAAAGUAGAAAAUAAACCAUUGACUCACAAUGACACUAGUACAGAACCAAUUGUAGAUAUAAAUAGCCCCGGAGUUGUGAAAAGGGGUCUUAUUGUGUUUGGUGGUCUCACCUUGCUAGCUGUAGCUUACUUCAUAUUUUACAGAAAUAAGCACAAAAAGUUUGACGCUGCUAACGCACAUGGUACUGGCGAUCAAAACCAAUUUAGGUAUGGAGUACUCCACUCUGACGAUCGACGAGAGAAUCUAGAACUGUCUCGAAUACCAUUAACCAUGGAAUCUGACGACGAUGAAGAUGAGGAUCUGGAAAUAUUUGACUUAGAACAGAAGAGAAAAUCGAUGUCAUACGUCAAUCUUCAAGUCAAUGAUGAAGACAUUGUACUGAGAUCAUCGAAGGAUGAGUCCAAAAAUAAUUUGUUACUAGAUAUUGAAGAUGGGUCUGCCGAUCAGUUGAUCAAUUGGUCGGGCAGCGGAAGUAAAUCUAUAUUAUAA